Aspergillus sclerotioniger CBS 115572 is the source of this 1192-nucleotide messenger RNA. Its product is annotated as homocysteine S-methyltransferase family protein. Gene Ontology annotation, molecular function: S-adenosylmethionine-homocysteine S-methyltransferase activity. The record is from RefSeq and is a predicted model, not a curated record. Bases 59 to 1105 code for a protein of 348 amino acids. Lineage: Eukaryota; Fungi; Ascomycota; Eurotiomycetes; Eurotiales; Aspergillaceae. The transcript is spliced from 2 exons. Gene Ontology annotation, biological process: S-methylmethionine cycle.
CACAACUUCUCCCCCUACAAUCUUCACCCAACUAAACAAAACACAACCAAACACCACAAUGACCCCCGUCCAAAUCCUCGACGGCGGUCUCGGCACCUCCCUCCAAGACCACUACAACGUUACCUUCGACUCCACCAGCACGCCCCUCUGGUCCUCGCACCUGAUCAUCUCCGACCCCGCCACCCUCCUCUCCUGCCAACGCGACUUCACCGCGACCUCCGGCGUCGACGUCCUCCUAACAGCCACUUACCAAGUCUCCCCGGAAGGCUUCCAACGAACCAAAACCCCCUCCCACCCCAAUGGCAUCCCCCGCGACGCCAUCGCACCCUACCUCCGCACCGCCCUAAACGUCGCCGACCAAGCCGUGCAAGCCAAUUCCUCUUCCAGCGUGGCACUGAGUCUCGGGCCCUACGGCGCAUGCAUGAUCCCCGGACAGGAAUACAGCGGUACUUAUGACGCGGAGCACGCGAACGAAGAGGCGUUGUAUAAAUGGCACUCGGACAGACUGGGAUUGUUUAAUGAGGCGACGGAGGGGAAACUGAGUACCCGGGUUAAGUAUAUUGCGAUGGAGACAUUGCCGCGGUUGGAUGAGGUGAGGGCGGUUCGGAGAGCGAUGCGGGAAUCUGGUUCGGGGAUUCCGUUUUGGAUUGCGUGUGUGUUUCCGCUUGAGGGGCGGGAUACGCUGCCUGAUGGGAGUGCGGUUGAGGAGGUGGUUGAGGCGGCGUUGGUGCCGGUGGAGGAUGGGGCGACGCCGUGGGGGAUUGGGAUUAAUUGUACGAAGUUGCAUAAGUUGUCUGGGUUGGUGAGGAAGUUUGGGGAGGUUGUGGAGGGGUUGUUGGAGAAGGGGAGAAUUGGGGAGCGGCCUGCGUUGGUGUUGUAUCCGGAUGGGACGCAGGGGGAGGUGUAUAAUACGACGACGCAGAUGUGGGAGAAGGUGCAGGAUAAGAGUGGAGGGGCUGAUACGCGACCUUGGGAGGUGCAAUUGGCGGAUGUGGUCAAUGAUGCUCGCAAGGGUGGUCAGUUCAGUUCCGUCCUCGUUGGCGGGUGCUGUAAGGCCUCGUUCAAUGAUAUUAAGAGGCUACGGGAACAGUUCCAAUCAGAGUAAUCGACACAAAAUAUAUUGUAUAUGCAUUAAUCUAUUCUGUGAAGGUUGCAAAUUGUUGAAAUUGCAAAACAUCUUGGGUAUCACCGC